AUCUCUUUAUUCGGCGCAUCUUUAUCUUUCUGAUUCUCAGCUCAAUCACUAGUAUAUCUUCAAACCCUUUUCUCGUUAGCUCUCAGAUCGUUCGUUCGACAAUGGAGCAAGAGGAGGAAGAGACCGCGUUUCUGAAGUUGUCUGAUGACUUGGUUCUCAACAUCUUCUUUAAACUUGAGGACGACCCACGUCAUUUUUCCAGACUUGCUUCCGUUUGCACUAAGUUUUCAUCUCUUAUUCGUAAUGUUUGCUGGAAAACUAAGUGUUCUCAAAACUUUCCAUUACUUAUCUCUGAUUUGACGGCUGGAUCUUCUCUCCCGCCGCCUGAUGGUUGGGCUUCUCUUUAUAAGCUAGGUGUAUGCUGUCCUGGCCUACAUCUCUCAGGAGUCCUUCUGGAAAGUUCGGAUUUUGGACUGGAAAGGGAGCUAGGUCCAGAUGAGAAUUACCUUAUUCACAACAAACCCACUGAAGAAGAAGGAGGAGAAGAAGUGGACAGGACUAUGAUUCCUUCCUCAUCCCCUAUGGAGAGCCACAAUAAUAACAACAACGUAGAAUCUGCUAUUCCAGAACCUGAACCUGACUGUUCUUGGUCAUUGUAUGAUGAUCUCUACUUUGAUACACUUUACGACCCAUCUGAAUACCAAGAGCAGUCAGGAAUGGAGGAGGAUCAACCUGAAAUUGAUGCUACAGAGAUCACGGUGGGCUGUGAAGUUCCUGCUUGUAAGAAGAGGAGGGUUUGCAGGUCUCUUAUGGCUCAUCUAGCAUCCUCUUACUGGAAUUUAUGCCGGGAACAAGGCAAUAAGCUGUUGGCAAGUCGGUUCAGAGGUGAUUGUCUGUACAUCUGCGAUUGGCCUGGGUGCAUUCACAUGGAAGAGAAGAGGAAUUACAUGCUGUUUAGAGGAAUCUUCAAGGAUUUCAAAAGGUCAACUGUUUGGAGGACUAUAAAUGAUGGGAAAAGGGACACUAUCGAUCUGAAUUGUGCGUUUUGCCCGUGUAAGCAGACUUGGGAUCUUCAUUCGGCCUUCUGUUUGAAAAGGGUGUUUGGUUUUCACGAUGAUGGUGAGCCGGUUGUUCGAGCUUAUGUGUGUGAGAAUGGGCAUGUUUCUGGAGCUUGGACUGACUGGCCUUUGUAUACAUGAUGGAUGAACCAACCAACCAGCCAUACAUACUAAUGGAUGGGUAUCUCUUAUUACUUCUUAUCUCUUUCUCUUAUCUAUGGAGUUUAUGAAACUGGUUUUAAUCUAAUAUGUAUUAUUAGUAUUCUGGAAAUGAGACUACUCAUGAACGAUUCUGCCUUGUACUCUUCUUCUUCUUGAUGAUGAUGACUUUCACAACUAUUUUAUAUAUUUGCAAAUUAUGCUUUUGAUGAUAAUUA
Impatiens glandulifera is the source of this 1375-nucleotide messenger RNA. Its product is annotated as phytochrome A-associated F-box protein. The transcript has a single exon. Gene Ontology annotation, molecular function: protein binding. Lineage: Eukaryota; Viridiplantae; Streptophyta; Magnoliopsida; Ericales; Balsaminaceae. The coding region runs from base 102 to 1139 and encodes 345 amino acids. The record is from RefSeq and is a predicted model, not a curated record.